Molecule: messenger RNA, 732 nt
Organism: Trypanosoma brucei brucei TREU927
Lineage: Eukaryota; Euglenozoa; Kinetoplastea; Trypanosomatida; Trypanosomatidae
Exons: 1
Coding region: 1-732 (243 amino acids)
Source: RefSeq, a predicted model, not a curated record
AUGCGCGGCGUGGUGUACUACGGCGAGCAGUUUGUAGAGGUUCCCGAUGCAACCGUCACGCUGAGGGAUAUAUGCACAUCAUUCGGCCUGACGGGAGAGUUUGUGGGUUUUUCAUUGAAAAACCGGGCUAGCGGUCUCGUUGUGGCCACGCUUCCUUUUGAGGUUCUCCCCGAAGUGUCAAGUGCCAGUGGCGACGUCGAUGAGAUGACGUACGAUCUUAUCACACCUGCUGACGGCGAUGCCGCAACGGAGGAGAGAGAUCCAACAACUGACGAUAUGACGGACAUCUUAAAACAACUCGUGCAGCUUGGCGCCACCCCUUUACUUAGCGCAGAGACCGACGCAUUGAUAGAUCCGUACGAACCGCGAGCGGCACCAGGGCUUUUGCUUCGCACCAUUUACCCACCGUCUGCUUAUUGUCCAUACCGCUACCGUGGCGACCCCGUCAAAGCGGUUGGGCGUUUUGGUGCAACAUCCUCCGCUGCGACACAUUCAGCGAGUCCGCCAUAUAUGAGUGCUGUGGAAGUGUACACUGUGGAAAAGGCAACAGGGGCAGCGCUACGAGGUCGUCCAGACCUGACGCCAAAAACCGAGGAGGAAGCAAAUGAUAUUAUGCGGGGGUUGCUUACAGCGGCAACGCAAGCGAAGGCGAUGAUUGCGCUAACAAGCGCAGAGGAGCGUCGCCACGCGGAGGUGGAUGUCAAGCCGAACAUUUAUCCCACGGCCACUUAG